UAGAAUUUAGCAACGUCGCGAACAAGAUGCAAUCCCCUCGAGCAGUGCUUCUGUUAUUGCUGUCCGUUCAGCUACUGCGGUGCGGGGGCAUGCCGCUGCCCUGGAAGCUUCAAGCCGAUCCCGAGGAGUCGGCGGGCUAUGCGGAGGGUGACAUGCAGUUGACGGAGAGACAACGGCAGGUGCUGGAGCAUGGCCCCAUGGGUCGCAACGGUCUAUUGGAUACCACAAGACGUUGGCCCGGCAAUCUGGUCGUGUACAGCAUCUCCACAGACUUCGAUGCCGCCCACAGGCAGGCCAUUCUGAAGGGCAUGCAGACGAUCGAGGAGGCGACCUGCAUUCGUUUCCGUGAGGCCAACGAACAGGAUGUGGACUAUGUGAGCAUUACGGCCCAACCAGGCGGCUGCUUUACGGCCGUGGGCUACCUUGGCGGUCAGCAGCAAAUGAACCUGGAGAUAUAUCCCAUCGGCGAGGGCUGCUUCAGGCCCGGCACCGUGCUGCACGAGCUGAUGCAUGCGCUGGGCUUCUACCACGAGCAGAGCUCGGCGCUGCGCGAUGACUACAUCGAGGUCAUCGCGGAGAACAUUGUGCCCGGCAAGGAGUUCAAUUUCCAAAAGUACUCGGAUAAAGUCGUCACCGACUUCGAUGUGGGCUACGACUACAAUAGCUGCUUGCACUAUCGUCCCGGCGCCUUUUCCAUCAACGGCAAGGACACGAUUGUGCCGCUCGACCCGACAGCUGUGAUCGGACAGCGCCUGGGCCUGAGCGACAAGGAUAAGGACAAGAUCAACAUCAUGUACAAGUGUCCCAUUUUGAUAUGAGCUUCGAGUGUUGGCU
Drosophila arizonae is the source of this 834-nucleotide messenger RNA. RefSeq names its product seminal metalloprotease 1. Lineage: Eukaryota; Metazoa; Arthropoda; Insecta; Diptera; Drosophilidae. The record is from RefSeq and is a predicted model, not a curated record. Gene Ontology annotation, biological process: proteolysis. Gene Ontology annotation, molecular function: metalloendopeptidase activity; zinc ion binding.